UCAGAGAAGGGCUCGACACAGAUCACUGGCCGCUGUGCCGCCGGACCAAUCGCCGGCAAGCAGAUCUCUCCGCCGUCCGCCACUGCAUCGCAGGAUAGCAGGUGGAAAAAAGAGGGCUGCACCGUUGCAAUUGACAAGCUUUUUUUUGGCAAACAACUAUAUCACGAUGGAGCCUAUCAUCCCGGCGGAGCCUUUCGUUCAGACGGAGUUCUACCAGCUCGGGAAUGGUGGCGACAUGAUCUUCGAGAGGAAUCUCUUCGCCCUGUCGGAGUUUCUUGGUCGCCCACCUCCGGAGAUCUUCGGGGGUCAAAUCAAUGACCAGCCCGGAGGUCAGCUCCAAUGGGUCAUCAUGGUUGACCUCUGCGGAAGGUUCACGCUUCCCAUGAGUCAGAGGAUCCAGUUCUCCUUCCGGGAGAACAACUGGGCAGACGGGCUCGCCCGUGGACUACAGGAGGGGCUCGCACGUCUGUGCGGGCAGAACGCCCUGGAUCUCGAGGGGGAGCGCUUUGCUUACUAUGCAAGGCACAACUCUCUUGGGGUGCCCAUGAACCUGCCGUCGCACCCCCAGCUGAGGCACCAUGUGGAUCACCUCGACUUCAUGUUGAGUGAGACCCGCAUUGACUUGGACAACUCCCGCGAGUACGCCAACCACACCCACCUCCAGCUGGCUCAACAGGCGGAGACCAUCAAGGUCAUCGCCAACGAGCGCCGGACUCUCCGCCGCCUCAACCUGAAGAAGGACUACACCAUCAACCGCCUCAAGGCCAAGAUCGCCUCACUGAAGGCGACCAUCGAGACCCAAGUUGAGCAGCUCCGAGACUUGGAGGGAGAAGGUGAGGGGGAAGACAUCCAGGGGACGGCUACUCCUACGUGAGCAACGACGACGACUACGAGGAGGAGGAAGACGACAACCUGGUCUUCCACCCUUACGAGGAUGGCCACGAGCACCUUGCAGCCGGGAUAGACAACGUCUACCCGAUCAACGUCGAUGGAGAGUAGUCCCAUCUGAGCACUUGCGUCCCGUGAUUUGUAUCGGUCCUUUGUAUCCGCCCCAUGUAUCGUAGAUUGUUGAAAGGGUUCUUCAAACCCUCCGGUUUGUUGGUUUGUAAUAUUUGCUACCUUAAUGACUAUGUUUGUGUGUUUAAGUUCAUCAUAUCAAGAAUCAAGUUUUAAACUUUGUGAAA
Molecule: messenger RNA, 1184 nt
Organism: Lolium perenne
Lineage: Eukaryota; Viridiplantae; Streptophyta; Magnoliopsida; Poales; Poaceae
Source: RefSeq, a predicted model, not a curated record